Camellia sinensis is the source of this 1719-nucleotide messenger RNA. RefSeq lists its product as uncharacterized. The record is from RefSeq and is a predicted model, not a curated record. Lineage: Eukaryota; Viridiplantae; Streptophyta; Magnoliopsida; Ericales; Theaceae. Gene Ontology annotation, molecular function: zinc ion binding.
UCUCACCCGUCUCACCCUCUUCCCCUAUCCCACUUACCCCUCUUCCUCUUUCUUCUGCAAUUCCUGCAGUCUCGCUGGAACCGGCUUCUCCUAUAGCUGUUCCACUUGUGAAUUUGACCUUCAUGUCCAUUGCGCUUACAUGCCUGUUCCCCCAUCACCAUAUCCUAGUUUUCCUAUCCCAAAUCCUUCUUUCCCUCAAGAAUCGCCGAGUUUUAGUCCUCCCCAAUAUGUUUACUGGCCUGAAAAUACUACCCAUGAAUCUGUUUCCAUGAAUUGUCCCAACCAACAAUACAAUUUACCAAACCAGCAUUCCUCUUUCCCCAACGAAACGCCGGGUUUUAGUCCCCAGUGUGCUUACAGGCCUGAAACUACCGCCACCCAUGAAUCUUUUGUCAAUGGUCCUAACCCCAUCCCACCACAAUACACUUCACCAAAUGAAGCAUUGUCAAGUUUGAAUGCCCCAGUGGGAUUGGCUAAUCAACCAACACAUGCUCCAUAUGCUGGUGCAAAUCAACAGUACUCUUUUUCCCAUGAAACACCAAGUUUCAAUCCUCAAUAUGCUUACAUGCCUGAAACUAGUACUACCACACAUGAAUCUGUGAUCAAUAAUAGGCCGAACCCACAACACCCUUCAUCAAGUCAAGCACUUUCUUCAACAGCCAAUCAACCAACACAUGCCCCAUAUGCUGUUGGAAACCAACAAGUUCCUGUUGUCAAUGGUCCUAAGCCACAGGACUCUCAACCAAAUGAAGCCCUACACAAUUCCAGUGCUCAGACAGGUCUUGCUAACGAGGGAAAGUCACGUGCUGAUCCACCAAAUCAAACACAACCACGAAAUGUAAGGCAUUUCAGCCACCAUCAUGCCUUGCAUUUAUCGAAAGUUCAAGAGGAAGGUUACAUUCACUGCUCUGUUUGUGAUCAGUGCCUUUCUGGCUCGGCUUACAGUUGCACCAAGCAAAGGUGCAACUUUGACAUUCACAAGUCCUGCUUCGAAUUGCCACAAGAGAUUCACCACAAAUCGCAUCCCAAACACGCUCUCACGCUUCACUCAUCCCCGCCUUACAAAGAAUACAACGAAUUCACCUGCAAUGCCUGUCGUGAAAUUGGCACUAGUUUUACCUACCACUGUAAAGACUGCAAGUUUGAUCUCCAUGUCAAGUGUGCAACAUUGCUCGAAACUGUGAAACGCAAAGAUCAUGAGCACCCGCUGACUCUCUUUUAUUCAUCUCCAUACAAGAAAUCUGAAGAGGAUAGUGCCAAGGACUUGAUCUUCUACUGCGAUGUAUGCCAAUUUGAAGUCGAUGACAGCUGUUGGGUAUACUAUUGUCAAGAAUGUGAUUAUGGUACUGACUUGCAUUGUGUGACUGUUGAGAAAAGACCAGAAGAAGAAGAAACAAAGGAAUAUUCAGCAGAAGAAGCAGUUGCCAAGGCUCAGCAGCAUAUGCAAUUGCUUCAAAUUCAAAUGGAAAUGAGCAAACAAAAUGCACAGUUUAUAAGCGGAAUCGCACAAAGUUUGUCCAACUUAGUUUAGAUUUUCUGCAUUUUUUUGUUGUGUUUGGGUUGGAAAAGUAUGUUCUUGUUGGUCUGUUCUGGCCUUCUGGGUUGAUUUUGAUGUCUUUCUUGCUUUGCCUUCCUAUCUGAUUAUUGUUUACAAUUUUGUGCUCGGUGUUCGAAUCAUACUCUGCCAAAUUUGAUUAUUCAAAUAAAGUUUCAGCUUAA